CUGAAUUUCAUCUUCAAGUGAGCAGCAGCAGCACUGCUGUAGAACCACAUGAUAUUCAAUUAUCUGAAUUUCAUCUCGAAGGGAGCAUCAGUGGUGUAGCCAGAAUUUUGCCCAGAAGGGGCUUAAAGGAGAUCAUAGAAGGCUGAUUCAAUCAAAGAAGCUCUUUUUCAUCUUAUAGUUUUUGGAUAAGAUGACUUCUUAGCCUGAAGAUCCUGUUUUGGCAAUGUGGGCCCAAUUUCAUACAUUAGAAACUCUAGAUGGAUGGAUAUCCACCUCCUUUUUAUUCAUGCACCCCAAAGCUUGUCCAUGGCCUUGUCACUGGUGAGAAGGCAAAAGUACCAGGCUUUCAACCAGUAGAGCAGGUUUUUCAACCAGGCCUCUGCAUCAUGGCUCUUAUGUGUGGGUUCAGGAGGUUGCAUUCUUUGCAAAGGCCGGCUUGCGUGGCGGCGCCGUGGCUGAGCAGCCGGGCGGUGCUGCGGCCGCUGACGGCCGGCCGGCCACUGCGCGCCACCGAGCUCGAGGAGGACCACGUGAAGCACUGGAACGCCGAGCGGCUGCUGUCCGUCGGUCUGCUGGGCGUGGUGCCGGCCGCCUUCAUCUUCCCCAGCCCGGCGCUGGACUACGCGCUCGCGCUCUCCGUCGUCGUCCACAGUCACUGGGGCAUGGAGGCGAUCGUGGCCGACUACAUGCGGCCCAAGCGCGUCGGCAACGUGGUGCCCAAGGUGACGGUGGGCUUGACCUACUUCCUGUCCGCCUUCAUGCUGGGCGGCCUGUUCUAUUUCAACUACACGGACGUGGGCCUGGUGCAGGCCGUCAAGAUGCUGUGGCAGGCCUAGCCGGCCGGUGGCGAGCCUGACCGACGGGCCAAACGGAGCGCCCGGGGGACGGGGGACGACACGUCUGGCAUCGGGCGCCCACCCGCCGCGCGGCCGCGUCCUCCGGAGCUUUACCGUGCGCCUGGGCGGAGUGGCAAACACGGCGGGAAUUUCUCAACCGUGUUGUGCGUGUGUGAUGGAGUUGACAUUGUGUUUUGUGUGCGUGCGCAGGAUCCCCAGUAAUGGGACUCGUGAUCUGGUCCAAACAUGAGGCAGUUUAGCUUGCUGUUAGUCUUCACAUGUGCUGUCGCCACCUCAGCGGUGAGAUGUCGCCUUUCUGUUCAUGGAUUAUGAGCGCCCGCAAAAGAAGCUGCUGAGUGUCCUGGAUUACGCGCUGUAGCAAGCGGAACCAGUGUAUAGCGUAUACAAGGUGUUUUAUCUAACUUCGACACCGCCAUGUUAGCUGCUGAUAUUUCACUUCUCGGCGGCGCACCGCAACGUUAGAUGCACGCGCAGCUGUUUGAUUGGCAAGCACAAGCUACGUGAGUCAGGUGCGAGUUUUCAGUAUAUGGUCCCGCUCUGCACGCAGGCAGAUUCGGCCAGGCGCCGCUCAGAUCCGACUGACCCAGCACCACCACGCCAGUGCUACCAAUAAAUGACGGAACACGGGACGCU
This is a messenger RNA of Pollicipes pollicipes, 1490 nucleotides long. It is a transcript of the gene SdhD, whose product is annotated as succinate dehydrogenase, subunit D. Gene Ontology annotation, cellular component: mitochondrial envelope; respiratory chain complex II (succinate dehydrogenase); membrane. The record is from RefSeq and is a predicted model, not a curated record. Bases 258 to 836 code for a protein of 192 amino acids. Gene Ontology annotation, molecular function: ubiquinone binding; heme binding. The transcript has 4 exons. Gene Ontology annotation, biological process: mitochondrial electron transport, succinate to ubiquinone; tricarboxylic acid cycle. Lineage: Eukaryota; Metazoa; Arthropoda; Thecostraca; Pollicipedomorpha; Pollicipedidae.